AUGCCUUUGAAUAUUCAAAAUCUAAAUGCUUUGAAUUUUCUAUUUUUUGAACACUAUUUAUAUAUUAAUAUUGUUCUCUUUCUGCAGAACAUUUUGGCUUUAAAUCCCCGAACCCAGACUCAUGCAACUCUCCAUUCAACUGCAGCAAAGAAACAGGUCAAGAAGCAAUGGAAAAGGAAUUCUGAUAAAAGCUGUUCAGACUGUGAAAAACUGGAAAAUAAUUUUGACGACAUCAAGCACACGACUCUGGGUGAGCGUGGAGCCCUUCGCGAAGCAGUGAGAUGCUUAAAGUGUGCAGAUGCCCCAUGUCAGAAGAGUUGCCCAACUAAUCUGGACAUCAAGUCGUUCAUCACAAGUAUUGCAAACAAGAACUAUUACGGAGCUGCCAAAAUGAUUUUUUCUGACAACCCACUUGGCCUCACAUGCGGAAUGGUGUGUCCAACUUCUGAUCUUUGUGUUGGUGGCUGCAAUUUGUAUGCCACUGAGGAAGGACCAAUUAAUAUUGGUGGGUUGCAGCAGUUUGCUACUGAGGUGUUCAAAGCUAUGAAUAUUCCUCAGAUUAGAAACCCUUCAUUACCUCCUCUAAAAGAGAUGCCUGAAGCCUAUCAUGUGAAGAUAGCUCUCCUUGGUGCAGGACCUGCAAGUAUAAGUUGUGCUUCUUUCCUCGCUCGAUUGGGCUACUCAAACAUCACCAUAUAUGAAAAGCAGGAAUAUUUUGGUGGCUUAAGUAUGUCUGAAAUCCCACAGUUCCGAUUGCCAUAUGAUGUAGUGAAUUUUGAAGCUGAGCUUAUGAAGGAUCUUGGAGUGAAGGUCGUUUUUAGUAAAGGCCUUGCGAUAGAUGGAAUGACGCUCCGUACCUUGAAAGAAGAUGGUUACAAAGCAGUCUUUAUUGGAAUAGGUUUGCCAGAACCAAAAAGAGAUGCUAUAUUCCAAGGUCUGAGAAUGGAUCAAGGAUUCUACACAUCUAAAGACUUUCUACCUUUGGUAGCAAUGGCAAGUAAACCAGGGAUGUGCGCCUGUCACUCUCCGUUGCCAUCAAUACGUGGAACUGUGGUUGUACUUGGGGCAGGAGACACUGCUUUUGACUGUGCAACGUCUGCCUUACGCUGUGGCGCUCGCCGCGUAUUUGUGGUAUUCAGAAAGGGAUUCACUAACAUCAGGGCUGUCCCAGAAGAGAUGGAACUUGCAAAAGAAGAGAAGUGUGAAUUUCUGCCUUUCCUCUCCCCUCGGAAAGUGGUACUUAGAGGUGAACAAAUUGUUGCUAUGGAGUUUGUUCGAACUGAACAAGACAAAGAUGGAAAUUGGAAAGAAGAUGAGGAUCAGGUUGUCCGUCUGAAAGCUGAUGUGGUGAUCAGUGCCUUUGGUUCAGUUUUAAGUGACACUAAAGUCAGAGAAGCCAUGGCACCUCUCAAAUUUAAUAGAUGGGGUCUCCCUGAAGUAGAUCCAGAAACUAUGCAAACAAGUGAACCGUGGGUGUUUGCAGGAGGAGAUAUUGGUGGUCUUGCUAACACUACUGUGGAAUCAGUAAAUGAUGGAAAACAAGCUUCCUGGUACAUGCACAAAUACAUACAGUCUUUAUAUGGUGCUGCUGUUUCCACUACUCCGGAACUACCACUCUUCUAUACCCCUAUUGAUUUAGUAGACAUCAGUGUAGAAAUGGCUGGACUAAAGUUUCCAAAUCCUUUUGGUCUUGCCAGUGCAACUCCUACUACUAGUUCUUCAAUGAUUCGAAGAGCUUUUGAAGCUGGAUGGGGCUUUGCUGUCACUAAAACCUUCUCCCUGGAUAAGGACAUUGUGACCAAUGUUUCUCCGAGGAUUGUGCGCGGAGUUACUUCGGGUCCGAUAUAUGGCCCAGGACAAGGCUCUUUUCUAAACAUUGAACUGAUCAGCGAGAAAACAGCAGCCUAUUGGUGUAAAAGUAUUGCUGAAUUAAAGGCUGACUUUCCGAACCACAUUCUAAUUGCAAGUAUCAUGAGCAGCUAUAGCAAAGAUGACUGGACGGAGCUUUCAAAAACGGCUGAGGUUGCUGGAGCAGAUGCGCUGGAGUUAAAUUUAUCAUGUCCUCAUGGCAUGGGGGAGAGAGGCAUGGGCCUGGCCUGUGGGCAGGAUCCAGAGCUGGUACGGAACAUCUGUCGCUGGGUUAGACAAGCUGUUCAGAUUCCUUUCUUUGCCAAGCUGACCCCAAAUGUCACUGAUAUUGUGAAAAUUGCGGUGGCUGCGCAGGAAGGCGGUGCAGAUGGUGUUACAGCCACCAACACUGUGUCGGGACUGAUGGGACUGAACGCGGACAGCACACCUUGGCCAGCAGUUGGUGGAGGACAGAGGACCACAUAUGGUGGCGUGUCAGGGAAUGCCAUUCGACCCAUUGCCCUCCGUGCAGUGUCUGCCAUAGCCCGUGCUCUUCCAGGAUUUCCCAUCUUAGCAACUGGAGGAAUCGAUUCUGCUGAAAGUGGGCUCCAGUUUCUGCACAGUGGCGCUUCUGUUUUACAGGUGUGCAGUGCAAUCCAGAAUCAAGAUUUCACUGUUAUUGAUGACUACUGCACUGGUCUGAGAGCCCUCCUUUACCUGAAAAGUAUUGAGGAACUUGAAGACUGGAAUGGUCAGAGUCCUGCUACCAUACGCCAUCAAAAAGGAAAACCAGUACCUAGAAUUGCUGAUCUGAUGGGAAAGAAACUACCUAGUUUUGGGCCUUACCUGGAACAACGCAAACAGAUAAUAGCUGAGAGCAAGAUUAAACUGAAGAAACAGAGCACAGCUGCUUUGCUCCCCCUGAAAAAGCAUUUUGUUCCAAAGAAGCCCAUUCCAGCUAUCAAGGAUGUAAUUGGAAAAGCACUGCAGUAUAUUGGAGCAUAUGGCGAACUAAGCAACACAGAGCAAGUUGUGGCUCUGAUUGACGAGGAAAUGUGUAUCAACUGUGGCAAAUGUUACAUGACCUGUAAUGAUUCUGGCUACCAGGCUAUACGGUUUGAUCCCGAAACCCACCUGCCCACGGUUACUGACGCUUGUACCGGCUGCACCCUGUGUCUCAGCGUCUGCCCGGUUAUUGACUGCAUCCGCAUGGUUUCCAGGACAACCCCGUACGAACCAAAGCGAGGGCUGCCCUUAGCGGUGGACCCCGCGUGUUGA
Messenger RNA from Rhea pennata, 3126 nucleotides. RefSeq names its product dihydropyrimidine dehydrogenase (gene DPYD). Gene Ontology annotation, molecular function: dihydropyrimidine dehydrogenase (NADP+) activity; uracil binding; iron-sulfur cluster binding. Bases 1 to 3126 code for a protein of 1041 amino acids. Gene Ontology annotation, cellular component: cytoplasm; cytosol. The transcript has 23 exons. Gene Ontology annotation, biological process: uracil catabolic process; thymine catabolic process. Lineage: Eukaryota; Metazoa; Chordata; Aves; Rheiformes; Rheidae. The record is from RefSeq and is a predicted model, not a curated record.